AUGAAAACAUCAAACAUUGGUGUACAUGUCAUCACUGAGUUUAUACAACUAUUGUCCUCCUCCUACAAAGGGACACCAUCCUUAGUUUUAUCAUUAGUCUUAACCAUAGUUGGUGGUAUUAUAUUAGGCUACUUUUAUACACCAUUUUGGGGCGUUAGAAGAGUACCUGGUCCUCCAGCCAUUCCUUUUCUUGGACACUUGCAUUUGCUUGCUCAACAUGGUCCUGAUUUAUUUUCUAUACUUGCCAAGAGAUAUGGCCCUAUUUUCAGGUUUCACUUGGGGAGACAACCGAUAGUGAUUGUGGCUAAUCCAGAGUUAUGCAAAGAAGUUGGGAUCAAGAAAUUCAAAGACAUGCCCAAUAGAAGUAUCCUUCCUCCUAUAUUGGCUUCCCCAAUCCAUCAAAAAGGUCUCCUCUGGAUAAGGGAUUCAAAAUGGUCAGCUAUGAGGAAUAUUAUACUUUCAGUCUACCAACCAUCACACUUGGCAAAAUUAGUCCCAAUGAUACAAUCUUAUAUUAAAAUGACAUCUCAAAAUCUUCCAAAAGAUGACCAAGAUAUAAACUUUGAUGAAUUAUCGCUCAAACUUGCUACUGAUGUGAUUGGGGAAGCUGCAUUUGGCUUUGAAUUUGGGCUUUCCGCGUCAAACAACCAUCACAAGGAUGAUAAACAAACCGAGUCAUUUAUCAAGCAACACAUAUUCUCCACCACAACACUUAAAAUGGACUUGUCCGGUCCAAUCUCAACCAUCAUAGGCCUCUUCCUUCCAAUACUCAGAAAGCCCGUUUGCCAGAUACUUAGUAAACUUCCCUACACUAUGGACUGGAAACUUGACCGAACAAAUAAGACGUUGACUAGUCAAAUAGACGAAAUUGUGCACAAGAGAAUGAACCAAAAGGAAAGAGGAUCAAAUGAUUUCUUGUCACUGGUAAUAAAUGCAAGUGAAUCAGACACUGUUUCAAAGAAGUUAUUCACACCAGACUACAUCUGCGGCAUAACGUGCGAACACCUUCUGGGUGGCUCAGCAACCGUAGCGUUUACUCUCUCCUCCGUCGUCUAUCUGGUUUCCGGGCAUCUAGAAGUUGAAAAGAAGUUGCUUGAAGAGAUUGAUGCUUUUGGUCCACUGGAUCAAGUUCCAACUGCUGAUGAUAUACAAUCAAGAUUCCCAUAUCUUGAUCAGGUGAUCAAAGAAGCAAUGAGGUUCUAUUCGGUUGCUCCAUUGAUACCAAGGGAAACAUCCACAGAAGUAGAUAUUGGAGGUUAUGUUCUCCCUAAGGGAACAUGGGUAUGGCUGGCGACCGGAGUCUUAACAAAGGACCCAAAUAAUUUCCAAGAGCCCGAAAAAUUCAAGCCAGAGAGAUUCGACCCAGGUUGUGAUGAAGAAAAACAAAGGCAUCCCUACGCCUAUUUACCUUUCGGAAUUGGACCUAGAAUGUGCAUUGGUCAGAAAUUUGCAUUCUUAGAGAUCAAGCUCACGUUGAUCCAUCUGUACCAGAGAUACAUAUUUCGACACUCGCCCAAUAUGGAAAAACCAGUGGAACUUGGUUUUGGCAUUAUUCUUAAUUUCAAACAUGGUGUCAAGGUUAGAGCCAUCCAACGGAUGUAAAUGAUCUCACUAAUUUAGAAAAAAAUUUAGUGUAUGGAAUCGAUGUGUUGAAAUUUUUAUAGCAAAAUAUUGUUCCCGUGUGAAUUAAAGCUAGGGUUGAAUGUUUGGACUUCAAA
This is a messenger RNA of Erigeron canadensis, 1718 nucleotides long. Its product is annotated as cytochrome P450 711A1-like. The transcript has 5 exons. The record is from RefSeq and is a predicted model, not a curated record. Gene Ontology annotation, molecular function: oxidoreductase activity, acting on paired donors, with incorporation or reduction of molecular oxygen; monooxygenase activity; iron ion binding. NCBI's taxonomy places the organism in Eukaryota, Viridiplantae, Streptophyta, Magnoliopsida, Asterales, Asteraceae. The coding region runs from base 1 to 1602 and encodes 533 amino acids.